UUAUUUUAUUACUUCACGACAGCAUCAAACACAUCGGAGACGCUGAGCAAGAUAAUGCCUACUUGUGAAAACUCAAACAUUACUUUGGACCAAACAUCAGAUUCUGUUGAACUUGUUCUCUCUGCAUCACGUUACAUCUUGGUCAUCAUUGGAAUCUUUGCCAACUUAACCGUGAUCAUUGUGUUUAUCAACUGCAAAACUUAUAAAAAGUGCUUCACUUAUCUCUUAGUAUUCCAACAGGCAUGUAUUGAUUUGAUGGGAUGCUGCCUGUACCUCAUUUUCUACAACUAUCGUGUACCUGACGGUGAAAAUGGCAUUGUUUAUUGCAAAUGCAGAACUGUGUUCUGGGUAUUUGCAUCGGCCUCAAUCUUCAAUCUUGUCUAUAUAUCUGUAGAGAGGUACAUCGCAGUUGUGCAUCCAUUGAAGUAUUGGAUAAGAGAAAAAAGAAAGACUAAAACGGUCUUUAAGCUGUGUGUUCCGUGGUUAGUCGCCAUACUUGUAAUAUUUCAGUUGGCCAUUCAUUUUGUCCCUGAUACUUUAAGUCCAGGUAAUUGCAGGUUUUGUUACAGCAGCGAAACCGUGCGGGUAAUCUCCGGUGGCUCGAUUUUCCUAUUGAAUUAUAUAAUUCCCGUUGUUGUUAUGACAUUUUGCUACCGUCGUGUUUACGUCACGAUGCAGAAACGUCCUGAGGUACGAAAACAUUUGCGCAAUAAUUCUAGCUCUGCACAGACCGACCGCUCAGAUGACAACGAAACAGGGGACAAGGACUUCAAAGUAGAAAAUCCGAAACAAAAAUUUACUCACUAUAGUAAGAAUCAAACUAAUUUCAUAAUAACUAUGGCAGUUACUACGCUCGUGUUUGCUAUCAGCAUCUCACCACUUUUAAUAUUGUAUGUCGUUUAUAUUCUGUGCGACUGUUUUGAUUACGACAGACAUCCUUUAAGACAAGCGACACACAUAUCGUUCGUAUGGGGUCUAGUUGCUAACCCGUUUGUAUAUGCAUUUAAA
Molecule: messenger RNA, 1008 nt
Organism: Anneissia japonica
Lineage: Eukaryota; Metazoa; Echinodermata; Crinoidea; Comatulida; Comatulidae
Product: D(1A) dopamine receptor-like
Exons: 2
Biological process (GO): G protein-coupled receptor signaling pathway
Cellular component (GO): membrane
Molecular function (GO): G protein-coupled receptor activity
Source: RefSeq, a predicted model, not a curated record